CGGCACUCGUGAUUUAAAAAGGUAACACGGUCCUCCGCCUUGUAAACAGCUUCUCGAACAAUUGUACUGGCCCAGACACUCGGAAAAGGAUACUUUCUCCUCUGCCACACAGUCACACAAUAUUGGACGAUUCGCGGACACCGCAUUGGCUCGGAGAGACCCAGCAACGCAGCAUUAGCAUCGCCUCACCAAGUCAAUUAACAAAAGUCACAAUCAUGCCCAACGCUCCUUGCACAGUCCGGCAUGCUUGCCGAGAGGACGUCCCCGAGAUCCUCGCCAUGAUCCGCGAGCUGGCCGACUACGAGAAGGAGCUCGCCAGCGUCGAGGCUACGGAACAGAAGCUCCUCGACACCAUCGCCUUCGCGGACCCGGCCGUCCCGUCCAGCCCGACAACCCCGCAGACCGAGCCCAUCACGCCGACCCGGCCAGCGCGGUGCCUGAUCCUGACGACCGACAGUGUCUCUGACAGCAGCAACAACAACGACAACAACCAGGCAGGAACGGAGGUCGUGGGCAUGGCGCUCUACUUCUACAGCUACUCGACGUGGCGCGCCUGUGCGGGUAUCUACCUCGAGGACCUGUACGUGCGCCCCGCGCACCGGGGCAAAGGGUUCGGCAAGAGGCUGCUGGUCGAGCUGGCCCGGGAGACGGUGGCCAUGGGCGGGGGCCGGCUCGAGUGGCGGGUGCUCAACUGGAACGAGCCGAGCAUCCAGUUCUACCGGGCCAUCGGGGCCGAGCCGCAGACCGAGUGGAUCGGGCAGCGCGUGGACCGAGAGGCGCUGACCAAGCUGGCGGGAAUGCUGGAUUAGAUUAUUUGGUGUGUGUGUGUAAUGUGGAAGGGUGGUGGGGAGGAGUGUAGUGCAAUCAAAUGCUUUUGUGAGAGCUUCGGAGAAGGGGGAGAAGGGGGAACCCAGGCGUUUGUGGGAAUACUGCGACAACGAUUUUCGCAUUCUCUGCGCGGGGGGAUAGGAAUUCCGGCAUCCCAUAGAGAUAGACCAAGACCUGGUUGCGAUGCAAGUGGUCUCCGUGUUGAACCUGUAUUUCUGAGCAUGCCUGUCGCAGCAGGACACUCUGCAAUCCUGUUCGCAGCACGAUGGCGUGCAUGCUUAAGUAUUUCUAAGAAAUCGCGGCAUAUGUGACGUCUUUGGGGCAGCCAACGC
Messenger RNA from Microdochium trichocladiopsis, 1160 nucleotides. Its product is annotated as acyl-CoA N-acyltransferase. NCBI's taxonomy places the organism in Eukaryota, Fungi, Ascomycota, Sordariomycetes, Xylariales, Microdochiaceae. The record is from RefSeq and is a predicted model, not a curated record. The transcript has 2 exons. The coding region runs from base 216 to 809 and encodes 197 amino acids. Gene Ontology annotation, biological process: protein acetylation. Gene Ontology annotation, molecular function: N-acetyltransferase activity.